Messenger RNA from Eruca vesicaria subsp. sativa (arugula), 495 nucleotides. The record is from the annotation of a GenBank genome assembly. Lineage: Eukaryota; Viridiplantae; Streptophyta; Magnoliopsida; Brassicales; Brassicaceae.
AUGGAUGGAUCAGGUGGUAAAGGUGGUGUGGAGUCGAUUCUGCCAAAUCACAAGCUCGGGAAAAUUCUCGGUAUCGGCUCCUUCGGUAAGGUGAAGAUGGUUGAACACACUUUGACCGGACAUAAUGUUUCCAUGAAGAUCAUCAGUAGUAGCAAAAUCAAGAACAUGUAUAUGGAGGUAAAAGGACACUCUGAUAUACUAUCUGAUACUGUACGUUUCCGUGGCUCUGGUGGUUAUCUCAAGGCCGAGUUACAAGAGACUAUGGAAGGUACUCCAGGUAUGCAUUGCAUCCAGCAGAUAAUGUACUUUCACACAUUGGUUCCUAAUAACGCAGAUGGAAUGUUCAGUAACUUGAUGCACGAUGAUAGCUACUUUCGAGAUGACUCCAGCAUGAUAGAGGACGAUGCAGCUUGUCUAUGGCCAUUUGGAAGUGGAAUAGAAAUAAAAGUGAGUCUUGUUGAUUUCAAAGAUCAGUAUGAGAAUCUCUGGGCUUGA